CUGACGCUUCCCCGCUCCCUCCCGCAGAGGAGCUGCAGUUCAAGGCCUGGAUGCUGCAGAACAACCGGCGGUACGGCCCGGACGAGUACCCCCGCCGGCUGCGCAUCUUCCUCGGUAACAAGAGGCAGAUCGACGAGCACAACGCCGGCAACCACAGCUACCAGAUGAGCCUGAACCAGUUUUCAGAUCUGACCUUCGCAGAAUUUAAAAAAUUAUACCUGUGGAGCGAGCCCCAGAACUGCUCAGCCACAAAGGGGAACUUCCUGCGCAGCUCGGGGCCGUAUCCCGACUCCAUUGACUGGAGGAAGAAGGGAAAUUACGUGACACCCGUGAAAAACCAGGGCCCCUGCGGGAGCUGCUGGACCUUUUCCACCACAGGGUGUUUGGAGUCUACUAUUGCUAUUGCGACGGGAAAGCUCCUCUCUCUGGCAGAACAACAGUUAGUUGAUUGCGCCCAGGCUUUUAACAACCACGGCUGCAGUGGGGGCCUGCCAAGCCAAGCCUUUGAAUACAUAUUGUAUAACAAAGGGCUCAUGGGGGAGGACACCUACCCAUACCGGGCCGAGAAUGGCACCUGCAAGUUCCAGCCGGAGAAAGCUAUUGCAUUUGUCAAGGAUGUUAUCAAUAUCACGCAGUAUGAUGAGGAUGGCAUGGUAGAAGCUGUGGGGAAGCACAACCCGGUGAGCUUUGCAUUUGAGGUGACAGGUAACUUCAUGCACUACAGAAAAGGAGUCUAUUCAAACCCACGAUGUGAGCACACUCCUGACAAGGUGAACCAUGCUGUCCUUGCUGUGGGCUAUGGAGAAGAAAAUGGAACACCUUACUGGAUUGUGAAGAACUCCUGGGGCCCACUGUGGGGCAUGGAUGGGUACUUCCUUAUUGAACGUGGCAAGAAUAUGUGUGGUCUUGCUGCUUGUGCAUCUUAUCCGGUUCCUCAGGUGUAAGAGGAGAGUGCAGGCUGGGGAAAGUGGGCACAGGAAAAGAAAUGAGUGAUUGUGUACAAAUUUCUGAAUGCUAAAAUCAAGAAAGUGAGAACAAGAUGAAGUACCAGUCUGCUGAAAGUUGUUACCUGUAGGCAGAUUCGUUGGCUUGCACAUAGCUUCUCCCAGUAGGAAGACCCAUACCUCCUCUCCCCAGCCAAAAGCAAGUGUGCUC
Haliaeetus leucocephalus (bald eagle) is the source of this 1155-nucleotide messenger RNA. RefSeq names its product cathepsin H (gene CTSH). The coding region runs from base 51 to 944 and encodes 297 amino acids. Gene Ontology annotation, cellular component: lysosome. The record is from RefSeq and is a predicted model, not a curated record. NCBI's taxonomy places the organism in Eukaryota, Metazoa, Chordata, Aves, Accipitriformes, Accipitridae. The transcript is spliced from 11 exons. Gene Ontology annotation, biological process: immune response. Gene Ontology annotation, molecular function: cysteine-type endopeptidase activity.